Messenger RNA from Syngnathus typhle (broad-nosed pipefish), 855 nucleotides. Its product is annotated as transcription elongation factor 1 homolog. Bases 76 to 327 code for a protein of 83 amino acids. The record is from RefSeq and is a predicted model, not a curated record. The transcript has 4 exons. Gene Ontology annotation, cellular component: transcription elongation factor complex. Gene Ontology annotation, biological process: transcription elongation by RNA polymerase II. Lineage: Eukaryota; Metazoa; Chordata; Actinopteri; Syngnathiformes; Syngnathidae. Gene Ontology annotation, molecular function: RNA polymerase II complex binding.
CUGCCAUUUCCGGGGUCUUGCGGAAGUGAAUUUCACCGCAGCGUGUCUCUCCAAGCAGCAAAACAUUUUCGAACGAUGGGUCGCCGCAAGUCCAAGCGAAAACCCCCAACUAAGAAGAAGAUGACCGGGGAUCUGGACACUCAAUUUACCUGCCCUUUCUGCAACCACGAGAAAUCAUGUGACGUCAAAAUGGAGAGAACCAGAAAUACUGGAAUAAUAUCGUGUACAGUCUGUUUGGAAGAGUUUCAGACGCCCAUUACUUAUCUGUCAGAGCCAGUAGACGUUUACAGUGAUUGGAUAGAUGCUUGUGAAUCCGCCAAUCAGUAGCCCUGGAAGAGGAGGAGCAAAAACCGCUUCUUUUUUUUUUUUUUAAACUUUUUUUUUCCCCUAACUUUUUUGGGGCUUUUCUAAAACUAUACACAUUUAUUAAAAAUGCUCGCAAGUUUCAAAUGCUGAGAGAUGUGGCUGUGUGCGGUCAUGUGAAUCUGCACACUCUGACCAUUUUAUUAGGGACACCUGCACAAUCAGGGAACUGAUUGGAAAUUCAGUUUUACUUUCUGGGUGACAUUAUUCAUCCUCUAACCCUUGGUCAAGCAUCAUGUCCAGUCAUAAAAAUUGAGCCACAGCUCUCAUCAUCCUCAGAGUAGUGAGUGACGCAGCAUCCGAUCAUCACGGUACAGAAUUGUAUCAUGUUCUUUUUGUUGCUUAAAUGACGCACACGUAAUCACUAAAUAUGGACAAAUUUGUGUUUGUUUCCCCUGCAACUGGGACACAGCGUGUGGAACAACUGCUCACUCUGUUGUUGCUGUGACCUGGAUGAUUGUCAACAGAAGCAAUAAUAAAUGUUACAAAUAA